Messenger RNA from Parus major (Great Tit), 1340 nucleotides. RefSeq names its product secreted phosphoprotein 1 (gene SPP1). NCBI's taxonomy places the organism in Eukaryota, Metazoa, Chordata, Aves, Passeriformes, Paridae. Gene Ontology annotation, molecular function: extracellular matrix binding. The transcript is spliced from 7 exons. Gene Ontology annotation, biological process: positive regulation of bone resorption; ossification; cell adhesion. Bases 148 to 1095 code for a protein of 315 amino acids. The record is from RefSeq and is a predicted model, not a curated record.
CCAGAGCUCAGAGAUGUCAGACAGCAGGGGACGAGGGGAGAAAGCCAGAGCUGCUGGGACCCAACUGGCUGGAGCUACUGCUGGGAUCACUAAGAGUGCUCUUGUCGUGGUUGACUCCUUCAGCACCAGAAAAGGCAAAAUAUCACCAUGAAGGAGGCAAUUCUGUGUUUAUGCCUUAUCAGCAUCACCGCUGCAUGGCCAGUGAUUCAACCCAAGCAGCAUGCCAUUUCUGCCAGCUCUGAAGAAAAAUAUGACUCCAGGGGCCAUCACUUGCACAGGUAUCACAAUGACCAAGAGAAUUCUCAGUCUCAGGAGAGUCAGCAGCACCCACAGAGUGACCUGGCAUCAUCUCAGCAGACCCUUUACUCUUCAGAAGAAAGUGUGGAUGUCCCAGAACAACUGCACUUUCCUGAUGUGUCAAGCAAGAGCCACGAAGAUGUGGAUGAUGAUGAUGAUGAUGAUGACAAUGAUUCCAAUGACACGGAUGAAUCUGAAGAGGUUGUCACGAGUUUUCCCACAGACAUUCCAGUAACUGAACCAUUCCCCACUUUCCCUUUCACCCAGGGAGAUAAUGCUGGCAGAGGUGACAGUGUGGCCUACAGGAUGAAGGCAAAAGCCACACUGUUGAAGUCUAUCAAGCUCCACAAAGCUGCCAAAAAGCUCAUCUACGAUGCCACUGAGGAAGAUGAGAGCUACAUGGAUGCAGACAGCCAGCGCUCUGUCUCCCGGGAGGAUUCUGCUUCUCGCAGCUCCCUGAGGAAGCACGCCAGCAGCGUAUGGGCUGACCAGAGCCACGGGAGGGACAGCAGCGAGCAGGACAGCGAUCCGCGUCACCGCAGCUUGGAAAACGACAGCUGGCACGAAUCCGCCAGCCACGAGGCAGAAGGCGACAGUAGCAAGUCUGGUGUCAGAGCGGACAGCCUCUCGAGUACGGAAACCAAGGAGAGAGAGGACAGCCACCCGAGUGUGGAAAGCAGGGAGAGUCGGGACCGCGUGUCAGCUGAGCUCUCUGACGGUAUCAGCAAUCAAACUCUGGAAAGUGCCGAGGAUUCUCAAGAUCGUCACAGCAUCGAAAGUAACGAAGUCACCCUUUAAAGGGAGACAAAAAAAAUUCCCCUUCUUUUUCAAUCCUUACCUAAGGGAAGCGGGGAGUAGCUUCAUUUCGGGGAACUGUUUGUUAAUGUAGUUCGCGUGGUGAAUUUUGGGGUUCGGGGCGGUCCAUGGCCCCUGGGGCUGUGCCGGCGGAGGCUGUGGGACACGGCGGGCGAGCCCCUCGGUGUCUGCGCUGCCGGGCGAUGUUUUGCUGUACCGGGACUUCAAUAAAACCUCAACCCUCUGUA